AUGUAUCUUAAGCUAAUUAGAACAUCUACGAUUAAAUUGUGGUCUGGUGGUUUUUCUUCAAAAUGUUUUGAACAUGCCUCUUUUUCAGCUUCUUCAGAUAAAUAUUGGAAAGUCAUUGAAGAUAAGUUAUAA
Messenger RNA from Cetraspora pellucida, 132 nucleotides. The record is from the annotation of a GenBank genome assembly. Lineage: Eukaryota; Fungi; Glomeromycota; Glomeromycetes; Diversisporales; Gigasporaceae.